Rubroshorea leprosula is the source of this 1971-nucleotide messenger RNA. Lineage: Eukaryota; Viridiplantae; Streptophyta; Magnoliopsida; Malvales; Dipterocarpaceae. The record is from the annotation of a GenBank genome assembly.
GUAACAAUAAAUAAAUAAAAGAGAAAUAAAAGGAUAAUGUGCCUCAAUUUAAAUACUUUCACAUUCCCAUUAAAACAACAUUUAUGAAUUCAUACUUCAAUGCUCACUUUUCUUUUGAAACAAGCUUGUCCAACGGAUAAUAAUAUUCCUACAAUUCCAGCCUAUAGUGUUUCUUUUCUGUUCUUUCACGAGCAGUUCCACGGGAAAGCUGCAAUAGCAAUACCCAGAGGGAACUUAAUCGGAAUCGAAAAGUCAAGCUCAAGGAAGUUUCCGGACUUCGAUUUCCAUAUCAUGGGCCUUGAUAUGGAAGCAAUGGCGGCCUCGAUCGGGGUGUCGGUGCCGGUUCUGCGCUUCUUGCUAUGUUUCGUGGCCACGAUUCCUGUGAGUUUCUUGUGGCGGCUCGUUCCGGGUCGACUCCCCAAGCACCUCUAUUCGGCGCUUUCAGGAGCGCUCCUGUCUUAUCUCUCAUUUGGGUUCUCUUCGAAUCUCCAUUUCUUGGUGCCCAUGUUCCUGGGUUACGCUGCAAUGCUGCUUUACCGCCCCAAGUGUGGGAUCAUCACCUUUUUCUUGGGGUUUGGUUAUUUGAUUGGCUGCCAUGUAUAUUAUAUGAGUGGAGAUGCAUGGAAGGAAGGAGGUAUCGAUGCAACUGGAGCCUUGAUGGUCUUGACACUGAAAGUCAUCUCUUGUGCAAUGAAUUACAAUGAUGGAUUGUUGAAAGAGGAAGGCCUGCGUGAGGCUCAGAAGAAAUAUCGCUUGAUUAAGUUGCCUUCAUUGAUUGAAUAUUUUGGUUACUGCCUUUGCUGUGGUAGUCACUUUGCUGGCCCAGUUUAUGAGAUGAAGGACUACAUUGAGUGGACUGAAGGCAAGGGGAUUUGGGCUCAGUCAGGGAGAGGGCCACCCCCAUCACCUUUUGGAGCAGCUUUCCGAGCUGUUGCCCAAGCUGCUAUUUGCAUGGCUGUGUAUCUUUACCUUGUACCACACUAUCCCUUGUCCCGCUUUACUGAUCCUAUAUACCAAGAAUGGGGAUUCUGGAAGCGGUUGAGUUACCAGUAUAUGUCUGGCUUUACAGCGCGUUGGAAAUAUUAUUUCAUCUGGUCAAUUUCGGAGGCUUCCAUUAUUAUUUCUGGCUUAGGUUUCAGUGGCUGGACAGAUUCUUCACCACCAAAGCCACGGUGGGAUCGUGCAAAAAAUGUUGAUAUUUUGCGAGUUGAGUUAGUAAAGAGUUCAGUUGAGUUGCCACUUGUGUGGAACAUACAAGUCAGCACCUGGCUUCGUCAUUAUGUUUAUGAAAGACUUGUCAAGAAGGGUACGAAACCUGGUUUUUUCCAGUUGCUGGCAACUCAGACUGUCAGUGCUGUUUGGCACGGAUUGUACCCAGGAUACAUCAUAUUCUUUGUUCAGUCAGCUUUGAUGAUUGCCGGUUCAAGAGUUAUUUACCGGUGGCAGCAAGCUGUGCCUCAAAAUAUGGCUGUUGUGAAGAAGGCAGUGGGAUUCAUGAACUUUAUUUAUUCAGUUUUGGUUCUGAAUUAUUCCUGUGUUGGUUUUAUGGUAUUAAGCUUGCAUGAGACACUUGCUUCAUACGGGAGCGUGUAUUACAUAGGAACCAUUCUUCCCAUAGUACUGAUUCUCCUUGGAUACAUAGUGCCUGCAAAGCCUUCCAGGCCUAAAGAUCGUAAAGAACAGUGAGACCAAAACCUCGUUUCUUCUUUCUGGGGUUGGUAGGAAUGAAAUUUGUAGAAUAGGAAUUACUGCUAUCCACAGGUUUUUUUUUUUUUUAUAAAGCCGUGUUUCUUGUUCUGUAGCACUUGCUUUGAUCCUCGGUUCUCUACAAUCCUUUGUUUCCAAAGUUGCGUUUAUUAAAUAACAUUGAAAUAUCAAGCAAUGGUAAGCAUCUCAUGAGUUUUGUUCAUUUUUCACUCAAUUUUUCUGUUUUAAAUCCUUUGUGAUUGAUAUUAAAGGUUUCCAACUGUG